UCGUCCUCUGCUGCCUGCCUGAUGAUGCGUGGAAUGCUGCACGCAAAGCAAUAGGCGGCAAGCGGGCGGCUGGGCGGAACUGGAUGAUGCAUGACGAGAGUCGAGAGUGUGGAUUCGAGGUCCGAGGCUUGGAUGUCAUGAGGCUGUUUGUUGCUUUCUCUCUCCUAGCUCCUCGUUCCUCGCUCCUAUCCUUGCCACGAUGCUACCACCUACUAGCACUUACGACAGCAUACAUUCAGCUCUCAUCUAGAUCGUGCGACCGCACAGCAGUAUAGCACGACGUCGUGAUGGCUGCAUCGCCUCUCUCAUCGCCCGAGCAGGGGCCAGUCGCCGAGCCCCUUUCCAGGCCUGCGACACCUUUCAGCUUGGGAACGGCACAGAAAGCGGCGCCACCAUCAUCGUCACAUCAGUCUACGCGCAGGAACUCACACGCAAUACCAAAUGGCGGGAGCGGGAUGGAUCAUCAUCCGCACUCGCGCCCGCCUUCACGCUCAACGACGCCAUUCGACUCUGCGCGCGUGCUCAACCUGCCCGAGGCCAUUGGUGCAGGUGAUACAACAACUUACCAAGAGGCUGGUGGCCAGUCAGAGGAUGCAGGCUAUAGAGACGGCAAGGAGUCUGGCGAAUCAUCUUCGUCGAAUGGCGGGGAGAGAAUAGACUACGUAGCCCUGUUACCUCAGAAGGCUUCCAUCGACGAAGCCUCGGCAGCUAUUGCCAAGUUGGACCGCAUACAGACGGCCAAAGAGAACAAGCGCUGGUGGCUCAAGGCUACGGGGAUGGGCGCGAUCGUCAGGUCCAAGGAUGGGCAGACGAAGAAGAAGGAGAGACGGCGAAGGAGAAGAAGAAGGGACGAUUCUGCUUCUGGAGAUUUGGAGAUGGGGACACUUGCCUCGGGCUCUGGCUUGGCCUCGGCCUCGGCUUCCACCUCUCGCCUCGACCUGGAUGAAUUGCAAACACCGCAAGAAGUUCACUUGGGCAUCACGAGCGUACCGGGCUACUCGGUCCUUGCAGUCAAGAAGGCGGCGAGCAAGACAAAGGGCGUGGCGGGGAGGGUGAGGGGUACGAGUCGCUACUUUGGCGCCAGAUCGACCAGCCCUGAUCUUGACCAAGAGGAGGAGGAGGAUGACGAGCCGGAUGAGACGGGGCGUGCUCACUCUUUGAGAGGGAGAAAAUCGCCUCCUCCCGCCACGUCGGCGAAGCGCAGGGAAUCGUUAGGCCACCGCUUGGCCUCGGUCAGACAUCGCCCGACGCAGAGUCUGGAUGGGGCGCUUCUCGCGGGGAAUGGGGAGGCGCAGCAGCAGCAGCAGCGAGAAGGAGAGGCGAAGAGGCGCGGCAGUGAGGCUGGUGCGGCGACUCAACCACUCGUAGCACCUGCAACGUCACCACCUCCGACGGGAGCGGACACGGAUCCAGGGCUGGGCGCGGUAGCAGAGGAUCGACAUCUCGAGGAGCAGGCGGACGAGACGAUCAUUGACAAGGAGCAAGCACGGCACUCCAAGCCGAUCAAGCCGCGAUUGAGGAUUCCGACCUUCCACGUGCAGGAGCCCAGCAACCAGUCGGUCCUCGUCGACAAUGACGGGCGCGAUUCGCCUACCGUCAGGCCGGUCGCAACGCGUGGUGCCCUCUCAUUUGGCUCGUCAAGUCGGGACGAGGAGAACGUAGAGCAGGAUCUCCUCUUCACCUCCCCGAUCGAAGAUACGCAAAUCCGUCGCUGGCCCUCCUCCACCUCCUCCUCGUCGAGCACGGCCGAUCCCAGUCCAGGCGACAGAACGGCGGCCGACCUGACCCACUCGCGCGACUCGGCCUCCUCUUCGAGCGACGAUGAGGGCGCUCUGGCCUCCCUGCAACUGGAGCACGGCCAAUCCCUCACCAACAAAGAGCUACGCAAACAGCUCAAGCGCGAUAAAGCCCUCCCGCGGGAUUCGAUGGGUCGAGCCACGAACCUGACGCACAAGGUAUCGCGCGGUCUGCAUUAUGCGAGCAGCGAGAGUCGUAAUCGACGGGCGAUGGAUAAAUUCUCGCCGAACCAACAGCGCGGCGAGGCGCAGGCGCAGGCGCACGCACAGCAGCAGGGCAGAAGGGGGUCCAUGGCUUCUAUCCUCGAGUCGGGCGGGCUCAGCCGCGUCAAUACAUCGAGCAGCAGUGCGCGCAGGACGCCUACCAUGGAUGGCGGCGGCGGCGGCGGCGGCGGCGGCGGGUGGAACCCGACAUUCAGCAUGACGCGGGCCUCGCGAAGAGGCAGUACAACGACGGCCACGGCGACUCCCGCCGGGAUCAGCACCGCCAACACGCCCGAGGAAAGCGAUGCGGGCGACCCGCUCUCCCGCGCUGCCUCGCCUCCCGUGGCUGAGCCGCAGCAAGGAGAGGAUCAGCUUAAGCGCACCACGACGCUCCAGAGCAUGGCGAGCUCCACCGCCGAGUCGCAGUCGCAUCUCCACGCCCCGCGCCCCUGGCACUUUCGUCAAAGGCAUCGCUGGGCGAAAGCGCACGCAGACGAGGGAGCCGCCGUGCCUGGGGAAGUAGACGGGGAGGGCUCCUCCCCCCGCCACGAGGUCGAAGCCCAAGCCGACGCCGAAGCCGAGCUUCAGGACGUCCUCACCAAGCUCGCCGCCGAACAGGCCCCAACGCAGAGUGGCGUCCGCUUCGAAUGGGACGUCCUUUACGAGAAUCAGCGCGGCAUGCUCUUCUUUGGCCUGCCCAAGUUUUCCGCUCGAACCCUCCUUCAAUGGGAUCCGGCACCUUGGGUCGAUGCGAGGGGCCAGAACUCCCCUUACUCCAUUGUGAACGCUCAAUUGCCCGACCCGAGCUGGGGGUGGGUGUACCCUGAGUGGGUGAUCGAUAUGGCGGGGGACGUGGAUGAGCAGGGCUGGCAGUAUUCGGGGAAUUUCGGGAGAAACCCCUUUGCGGCGUUAGGCCACUUGAGACGUGGGAAGCCGAUGGCCAAGGGGAAGGAGGCGGAUAUGGAGAUGAGUCAGAGGUGGAAGGAGCGCGAUGACGAGAGGCGCAAGAAGGAGAGACAGAGGGAGGAUGAGGGCUUGGAGGCGUUGAAGCGCAGUAUCAAGGCGAGGGGGAGUAAGUGGACCGGUCGGCCAGAUCCUGGGAGCUUUGUACGACGGCGGAGGUGGAUAAGGCUGCGCAAGCGUGCUGCGUUGGAUACGCUCACCUCUUCUGCCCAAGCGGCCAUGGCUCAGCAGCAGCAGCAGCACAACCAGGCGAGAGGAGGGGACUUGACCCAUGGCCUGAAGUUCCCUUUGCACAACGAGGAGAUGGGAGCGGACGACGACGACUCGAUCAGUCUCUCGUCUAGCAGCGAGUCUGACUCGGAGAUGGACGAGGAGGACACGGCCAGCUCGCACGACGACUCAAACUCCGAUCACGAUGCCGAGCGCGACCGCGAGCGCGACUACACGGGACCGUACGGCAAGCCUUCCGCCUUUCUUCCCCGUCGCACGGCCGGGCACCUCCAGAACGGUCCGGACCCGCUUGCAUCUAGACGCUCGCGCUCCAAAGCAAUUCGGCGACACCGCAAAGAGUUCACGGGGACGCUGCGCGAGUUCAAGACUCUUUUGCCUACCUUGCUCGGAUGCGAGGCCAACAAGGGCGGGAGAGCAGAGGGGAUGGGCAUGGCCAUGGGGACCAUUGAUGCGCGCAAUCCGUUCUUGAGCUGGGCGUUCAUACGACGUAGGUUGAUGGACGACGAUAUGAGCUGGAAGACGACGAGCCUCAGGCAAAGGGAGAGGAGACAUUUGCAACGGCACGGAGGACACCACCAUCAGAAUCACCAGGACGGCGAGGCCAGACGCCUCCCCUCGGCGUGGAGCCCGGCGAGCGGGGCCGGGGUUGAAACGCGCGAUUUCGCUGCGUCCAUGACCAGCGCGGGACGACGCUACUCCGAGUCGGGGGAUCCUUCGCCCCUCUCCUGGGACCUGACGAGGGACGCACUAGUGGAGAUCAACUUCAUUCGCGUCAAGCGGGUGCUUCGCGCCUGCAAGGUGGACAGACAGCGACUCGACCUGUGGAGAUGCUGGCUUGGCUCACCUGCUCCCACUGCCGCUCCUGACGAGCGCGACCAUCACCACCAGCAGGGAGGUCCAACACGCUCCUUCUCUACUACCUCCACGAUUCGACAGCCACGUCGUCAAGCAACGCAGCUCAAUGCCCACCCGGACGCCAAUGACGUCUGGGACGUGCUGGAGCGACGACUGGAUGCUGUGCUAUACCUCUUCGAGUACAAUGCCUCGCGCGCAACGCUCUUGACCCUUCUACUUACGACGCACGAUGCUGCCCACCCGACGCAUCGUUAUCGUGGGGGAGUCAGCGGAGGGGGCACGAGAUACGGAUUGCCGGACAGGGAGGGGCACUGCGUUCAGGUGAGGGCGCCGAGGGAGUUGGACCCGCUCCAGGGGAGGAGACGUGCUGAAGGUGAGGGCGGCGAGCAGGCUCAGAUGGGUAGACCGCGCGAGAUGGACUGGGUUGUGGGUCUUGCGGCGAGGCUGCAGUUCUACUCUGACGUGAGGGCGAUUGCGGACGCGAUUGAGGUGCAGCGACAUGGCCACGGGCACGGUCGAGAGGAGAACGAUGCUCGAGAGCACAAUCACGGCCCGCGACGAAGCUCCACCGUCGCGGUAGGGGAUCGAGCCAGCUCUAGCCCCAGUCCUAGCCCCAGCCCGAGCUUCGGGAUGCGGGCUUCUACUCUCUCGCCUCCCCUAUACAUUCCCGGCGCAGGUUCAAGCGGAAGUAAUAGCAGCUUCAAUGCGGCGGCCGCGGAGGGCUCUGAUGGCAGCAGACAAGACUCUCCUUCCCCUCAACCUCAACAUCAACCCACGCACAGAGCUCCAACGCCGAGGAAAAGACCCUCCCACGCUGCGACGCAUUCUAUGGAUUUGGGGAUCAGCCCGCAUCCGAGCUUCCUUCACGAGGAGCGGCGUGGCAGCACCGGCGGCGGCGGCGGCAAGUACGCAAGCACCUUGGGUCCUUCGUCUUCCUUUUCACUUGGGAACGGGCACGCCAAACCACAAGCCCAUCUGGGCGGGGGCGGAGGCGGAGGACUGACCGUCCCCGCCGCUUCAUCCGCAUCGCGCUCUCGUUCGCCUCUGACCAGAGUGUGGAGCACGGCCACUACCGCUGCAUCUGAUGGCGGAGAGGACGACAACAGCGGCAGCAGUGUGCCGAAGGCAUCGCCAACUUCGCUGACGGCUUCGUGCUCGCAGAUAGAGGCUGGGCAUGAGCAGGAGCCAACCAGCAGGGGGAUCGAAGCCCUUUUGGCCGAGCAGAGCCGCGUGUUGAAUGGCGCCAAGGGCGCGGGGGCUGCGGGUGGGAAGGGCUCAUCUGGCGCGGAUCUGAGGCGAUGGGAGGAGGACGCGGAGCGUGAGGAGGAGCAGCAGCAGCAGGAUGAGGGGGAGGGGGAUGAGCAAGGCGCGUUUAGUGACUCGCCAAAGGAGAUGAGUGUUGAGAUUGGGCAGCCGUAGGCGGCAAGCGGGCGAGCGGUUAUACCCUAGCAUGACGAUGACGAGGAACAAAUGCAAUGCAGCGCAUGCCAUGCCAUGCCAUGCCAUGCCAUGCCAGUUCAUCCCUCAUCUCUCCUCUGUGUCAAGCUCCAUCCCCAUCCCC
Jaminaea rosea is the source of this 5610-nucleotide messenger RNA. RefSeq lists its product as hypothetical. NCBI's taxonomy places the organism in Eukaryota, Fungi, Basidiomycota, Exobasidiomycetes, Microstromatales. The transcript has a single exon. The record is from RefSeq and is a predicted model, not a curated record. Bases 288 to 5468 code for a protein of 1726 amino acids.